Penaeus vannamei (Pacific white shrimp) is the source of this 999-nucleotide messenger RNA. Its product is annotated as vesicle-associated membrane protein 4. NCBI's taxonomy places the organism in Eukaryota, Metazoa, Arthropoda, Malacostraca, Decapoda, Penaeidae. Gene Ontology annotation, cellular component: membrane. Gene Ontology annotation, biological process: Golgi ribbon formation; vesicle-mediated transport. The record is from RefSeq and is a predicted model, not a curated record.
GCGGAUGCUGCUCCGAGAACGCGUAAUCCUGGAUGUUGUCAAUAGACAACAGAUCUAUCCAAGCGAUGAGCAGCAGUUACUAGGUCUGCGGGUUUAUGUUGUAGAAGGUAUUCAAGGAAUCAUCAUUUGGUUUUCCGUCAGUUGCAUUCGCUUUCGACGACCUUGCAACCAAGAUGCCUCCCAAACGCAACAUCGCAGCGGAAGAUGUGGAUGAAGCUGAUGAUGAUGAGGUGGAGAGAUUAAUCAACAAAGAUGAUGAUAUAGCAGAUGAUGAUGAAGACUUCUUUCUCAAAGGUCCUUCCAGCAAAAAAACUGUUCGCUUUGCUUCAGAUAAACUGAAAGAUGUGAGGGUGCAGAUUGCUGAGGUAACUGAUGUAAUGCGAGAUAAUGUUGGGCGGCUCCUGGAAAGAGGUGACCAACUGGACAAUCUCCAGGAUCGAUCAGAGGGACUUGCAACCACUUCUGAUCAGUUCCGAACCACAGCAACCCGCCUGAGACGCAACAUGUGGUGGCAAAAUACACGUGCAAAACUUUGCAUUGGAGUCACAAUAACUGUCAUUUUGCUAUUGAUAUUUGUUCCAGUCAUUAUCAAAAUGAAUUCAUAGAUCAGCCAAAGGCCAGCAUGUGCAAUCUUUCAUGGUAAUGGAACCCUAGUCUGAUCCUCUGUAGAGAGAGGAUGAAUUUUCUAAUUCUGCAGCUCAUUUUGGGAUAUGAACUUAAUGUUACCAAGGGUGAUCUGUAUAUUUUUACAGAACAAAGUUGAAUAUUGAUGCUGCUCUGUAAUUUUGGAAUAUUGCAUGAAUUACUUUAAACUUUGUAAGUCCUUACAUUUGAAACCCUUUCAUCAUGCUGCAUCACAUGGCAUAGUCUCAAAACCUGAAUGUCUUGCAUUGAUAUCUUGGAAAGACCAAGGCUUUCAGAGUAGACAGAUUUUAUUUUGAUUUUGUUCUCAGAAGAUGUAGUAUCCUUUUUUAUAUACCAAUGGAAAUUUUACUUUUA